Tripterygium wilfordii is the source of this 2530-nucleotide messenger RNA. Its product is annotated as protein ALTERED PHOSPHATE STARVATION RESPONSE 1-like. The record is from RefSeq and is a predicted model, not a curated record. Bases 194 to 2359 code for a protein of 721 amino acids. The transcript is spliced from 4 exons. Lineage: Eukaryota; Viridiplantae; Streptophyta; Magnoliopsida; Celastrales; Celastraceae.
UUAAUUUCUUACUCUCGGCGAGUAACCGAAAUUCUACUCUCUGUCUCUCACUGUGCUUCAGCACUCUCCCUCUGUACUAGCUUGGCAUUAUCUUUGCCUUUUCAUGUUCUCCACACUGUAACCGAAAGCUUUCUCUCUCUUAAACCCUGACUUCUCUCUCUAAACCCAUCGCUGUAUCGGAUAAUUCUCGAAAAUGGGUUGUGCACAAUCGAGACUGGACAAUGAAGAAUCUGUGGCACGCUGUAAGGAACGUCGGAACCUUAUGAAAGACGCUGUGGUUGCCCGUAACGCCUUCGCCGCCGGCCACUCCGGCUACGCCAUGGCCUUGAAAAACACCGGUGCGGCACUUAGCGAUUAUGGACACGGUGAGGUCCAAGAAUCCCAUCAUCAGCACCAAGUCCAGUCCCCUGCGGACGCCUCAUCACAACCUCAGCCACCUCCUCCCCCGCCGCAGUUCGACAACUUUCCACCUCCGCCGCCUCCUCCGAAUUUCUCUCCGAGCCCUGUUAAACGCUCGACGAGCUUGCCCGAGAUCAUAUUGAAUCAACACCGGCGACCUUUCGAUAAAGUUUCCUUCACCAUUGCAGAGGAAGGCGAAGAAGAGCAAGAUAAGGAACAUGAACAAGAAGCUAAAGGUAAAGCUAAAAUUGCGGAAAAUACUGCUAAUAACAUCCAUAAUAACUUGGCCGGGUCGCGGGUCCCACCUGGUGGUGGUGAUGGGGGACCUCAAGCGGCAUCACGGGCUCAAGAGACGCCGCCGAUGCCAAAAGCAAAAAGCAUGGCGUGGGAUUAUUUCUUCAUGGUUGAUAACAUGCCAGGUUCUUCUUUGGAACCGGAAUCGGAUGAGGUUAGAAAUGAGAACACUGCGGAAAACAAUGUGGAAAGAGUGGGGUUCAGUGAAGUUGAGCCGAAGACGCCAGUAAAGCCGGUGGCGGAGAUGGUGGAGGCGGAGGAAGAAGAAAGGAAACAAAUAGAGCACUCUAAGACGGCGCCGGCAGAUUUUAGGAGGGUUGUGGCGAAAGGCGAGCUUCCAAGUGUUAAUCUAAUGCAGGUAUUGAGUGAGAUUGAUGAUCAGUUCCUAAAAGCUUCGGAAUGUGCACAAGAGGUAUCCAAAAUGCUGGAGGCUACCAGGUUGCAUUAUCACUCCAACUUUGCCGAUAAUCGAGGACAAAUUGAUCAUUCUGCACGGGUAAUGCGAGUGAUCACGUGGAAUAGAUCAUUGAAAGGUAUACCAGACAGCGAGGGCGCAAAGGAUGAGUUGGAUUCAGAAGAAUAUGAAACUCAUGCGACUAUUUUGGACAAGAUGUUGGCAUGGGAGAAAAAACUUUAUGAGGAAGUUAAGCAAGGUGAAUAUAUUGAGCUCGAGUACCAGAAGAAGGCUGCUCAGCUACAGAGGCAGAAGAAAAAAGGUGCAAGUGCGGAAUCCAUGGCAAAAACAAAAGCAGCAGUAAGUCAUCUUCAUACUAGAUACAUAGUCGACAUGCAGUCCAAGGAUUCAACUGUUUCAGAAGUGAAUCGUUUACGUGAUGAGCAACUAUACCCAAAACUUGUAGCUCUUGUUGAUGGGAUGGCUAAAAUGUGGGCAAGUAUGUGCACAUAUCAUGACAACCAGCUGAAGAUUGUCACUGACCUCAAGUCCCUUGACAUUGCCCAUGCGCCCAAAGAAACAACUAAGCACCACCAUGAGCACACCAUCCAACUCUUGAAUGUUAUUGAAGGAUGGAAUUCACAGUUUGAGAAACUUGUGACACAUAAAAAACAAUACAUCCAGGGUCUGAACAGCUGGUUGAAGUUAAAUAUCAUUCCCAUUGAAAGCAGCUUAAAAGAGAGAAGCUCAUCUCCCACAAGGCCCCAAAAUCCUCCUAUCCAAGCACUCCUCAGUUCAUGGCAAGAUUGUCUUGACAAGCUUCCUGAUGAGCUUGCCAAAUCUGCAAUUUCUUCCUUCGCCGCUGUGAUAAAAACAAUAAUCAUUCAUCAAGAAGAAGAGAUGAAGCUAAAGGAGAAAUGUGAAGAGACUAGGAAGGAGCUUUUCCGCAAGAGUCAGGUGCUUGAUGAAUGGAAUCAAAAACACCCCCAACGUAAUGAAAUUGACGGGGAAAGAGGUGACGAUUCAAUCCCUUCAGAACCCGUCUCUGAGAAACAAUUUGUCGUUGAGAGUUUGAAAAAGAGGUUGGAAGAUGAAAUUGAAGCUCACCAAAAACAUUGUCUUCAGGUGAGAGACAAGUCAUUGGGGAGUCUCAAAAUUCGUUUGCCUGAGAUAUUCCGUGCAAUGUCAGACUAUGCGCAUGCCUGUUCUGAUAAUUACGAGAGAUUGAGGUCCAUCACGCAGUCCCGAAACACUAAUGGUGAUCCUUCCUGACAUUUUGAACUCUUCUUUAAGCUAGUAAAUUACUUGCAACUUAAAAACUCAGUUGUGCUGUAGUUUUUGUAUCAGACAGUCAUGUUUGUCCUGCACCUUUGAUUUUGAUAGCUGUGCUGUGGUUGCAACUGUGUUUUUGAAACCCUAAUCUUCAUCGUUUUCAAAUUUAAA